This is a messenger RNA of Aspergillus affinis, 2202 nucleotides long. Its product is annotated as putative AAA family ATPase/60S ribosome export protein Rix7. NCBI's taxonomy places the organism in Eukaryota, Fungi, Ascomycota, Eurotiomycetes, Eurotiales, Aspergillaceae. Gene Ontology annotation, biological process: ribosome biogenesis. The coding region runs from base 1 to 2202 and encodes 733 amino acids. The record is from RefSeq and is a predicted model, not a curated record. Gene Ontology annotation, molecular function: RNA binding; ATP binding; preribosome binding. The transcript has 3 exons. Gene Ontology annotation, cellular component: nucleus.
AUGCGCCGCGGGGGAAGACCGACCUUGAGGCAAGGCCUGGAUCGGGAGGUCUACCAAAUCGUGCGCAAAAUCAUUGAUGAUCAAUCGGAAAAUGACCAAAUUCGUCUCUCGGUGCCAGCAAUCUACGAUACCAUUAAGCGCUCCAAUUCGAGUCUGAACAGGAAGCCCAAACGCAUGCUGGAAGACAGCAUCGAGCGGGUUGUCGAAGUUGUCAAAACCGACGAGCUGGGACAAGAUGACGAGGAUUCCGUAGAGGGCGACUUCGAGGGAUUGGAGGAACCUCCGGCUCCGGAGUCCAACAGCCUCAAUAAAAGCAUGGUGGGCAUGUGGAGUACGACAUCGAAACAGCCGAAGCCCGUCGAGUCCAAAAAUUCCGAGUCUGCCCCUCCAGCGACUACUUCUUCCAGUAAACGACGAAAACAUGAGGGAGAAUCUACCUCCUCCAAGCGCCGCAAGGCUGAGAGCACGAUCGACCGAUCACCCCCCACCCAUGUGAGUCUGACGGAUCUGGGUGGCCUCGACGACGUGGUCCAGGACCUUGGAGAUCUUGUUAUUCUGCCUAUGACUCGCCCUCAAGUUUACAUGUCAUCGAAUGUGCAACCCCCGCGCGGUGUUCUGUUGCAUGGUCCGCCGGGAUGCGGAAAAACCAUGAUCGCAAAUGCCUUUGCGGCAGAACUGGGAGUACCUUUCAUCGCCAUCUCGGCCCCAUCGAUUGUCUCCGGAAUGUCGGGAGAGUCCGAGAAGGCUCUACGGGAGCACUUCGAGGAGGCCAAGAAAAUAGCCCCUUGUCUGAUCUUCAUCGAUGAGAUCGACGCCAUUACGCCUAAACGAGAAAGCGCACAGAGGGAGAUGGAGAAGCGCAUUGUCGCCCAGCUCUUGACAUGCAUGGAUGACCUCGCUCUGGAGAAGACAGAUGGCAAGCCAGUUAUUGUUCUUGCCGCUACCAAUCGGCCUGAUAGCUUGGAUGCGGCUUUACGUCGAGGAGGCCGUUUUGACAAGGAGAUCAACAUGACUGUGCCGUCGGAGCCGGUGAGAGAACAGAUCCUUCGGGCCCUCACGCGCAAGAUGCGUCUUGCCGAUGAUCUGGACUUCAAGACCCUGGCGAAGAGAACCCCAGGGUUUGUGGGUGCGGACCUGAACGACUUGGUUUCCACGGCCGGCUCUGCCGCUAUCAAGCGAUACCUAGAGCUUCUAAAAUCUCACGGCGGGGAAGAAAUGGAAAUUGAAGAAGAAGUAGAUGACAUUAGCCCUAAGAUUAAGGAGCUGCGCCGUCUCAUCGCCCACGCGAAGGAGACGCCGAUGGGCGAGGAGGCCCAAGUUGUCCUGGUCUCCAAUGCAGACUUCUUCACGGCGCUUCCUAAGAUCCAGCCAUCGUCGAAACGUGAAGGCUUCGCCACCAUUCCUGAUACCACCUGGGCGGACAUUGGUGCUCUGGGCGGCAUUCGCGAUGAACUGUCGACUGCGAUUAUCGAGCCAAUCAAGAACCCAGAUAUCUAUGCCAAUGUUGGCAUUACGGCGCCCACCGGGGUGCUCCUUUGGGGCCCUCCUGGGUGUGGUAAGACCCUGUUGGCGAAGGCCGUGGCCAACGAGUCGCGCGCCAACUUUAUCAGCGUCAAGGGUCCCGAGCUGCUCAACAAGUUCGUCGGUGAAUCGGAGCGUGCCGUGCGGCAGGUGUUCGUGCGCGCGCGCUCGUCCAUUCCCUGCGUCAUUUUCUUCGACGAGCUCGACGCUCUGGUUCCUCGACGAGACGAUACGCUGUCCGAAGCCUCGGCCCGCGUCGUCAACACCCUGCUCACCGAGCUGGAUGGCCUCGGCAGCAACCGCCAGGGCAUCUACGUUAUCGCGGCCACCAAUCGGCCGGACAUCAUUGACCCGGCGAUGCUGCGUCCAGGCCGUCUAGAGACCCUGCUCUUCGUCAACCUCCCCAGUCCCCUGGAGCGGGUCGAAAUCCUGCAGACUCUGGUCCGCAACCUCCCCAUCGAGUUCAACGAGGAUCUCAGACGAGUGGCGGAGGAGUGCGAAGGGUACAGCGGUGCUGACCUGGGAAGUUUGCUGCGUCGGGCGGGAUACUCGGCCAUCAAGAGGCGGGAUACCAUCGCCAUCCAGGACUUCGUGGUCGCGAAGGAGUUCAUUCGACCGAGUGUGACGGAUUUGAAGAAAUACGAGAAACUGCGGAGGGAUUGGGGUGGAGGUGUGUUCUAA